Molecule: messenger RNA, 1626 nt
Organism: Trichoderma gamsii
Lineage: Eukaryota; Fungi; Ascomycota; Sordariomycetes; Hypocreales; Hypocreaceae
Product: acetamidase
Exons: 3
Coding region: 1-1626 (541 amino acids)
Source: RefSeq, a predicted model, not a curated record
AUGAAAGCCUCUAACAAAAUGUGGAAACAAAUCGCCCAGGAAGCGCAAGCGCUCCGCGACGAAACACUUGCAAAAGUUGGUGUAACUAUCGAAAUCCCAGCUCAGCUUUCAAGAAACGUUACCGAUAUCCCUGAUAGGGUUUUAUCUGCCAGCAGUGCUAGAAUAACAUCUUUAGCGCCUCAAGAGAUUAUAACCUUGGCAUCUGAACGCAAAAUCUCCGCUCAGCAGAUAGUUCAGGCCUUUCUGGAGAGGGCCAUCGCUGCUCAAAAUCUUACAAACUGCCUUACCGAAAUUCUCCCUGAGCGAGCCAUCUCUCAGGCCAUAGAGCUCGAUGCUCGCCUCUUAGGCAAUUCCGCUCCGCUUGGGCCGCUUCACGGGUUGCCAGUGAGCAUCAAGUCUCACAUCGGUAUUGCUAAUCGACCUCUUUCCUCUGGCUACUGCGCUCCAUUCCAUUCACGUCAACGCCCUGAUACUGAUGCGCUGGUGGUCCAAAUUCUUACACGGGCCGGAGCUAUUGUCCAUGCUCGAACAACAGAGCCGCAGAGCAUGAUGCAGCUCGAGUGCACGUCGAAUCUUUAUGGAGUCACCACGAACCCUUAUUCGAACAUCCUCAUGUCUUCAGGUGGCUCUUCAGGAGGAGAAGCUGCGCUGAUUGCAUUGCGAGGCUCUGUGUUAGGCGUCGGCAGUGAUGUAGGCGGAUCAAUCCGCGUUCCAGCUGCUGCUUGUGGGAUUUACGGACUGAAGCCAACCGCAUUUCGAGUACCAACUACUGGCUGGAGUAGCACUCCGCCAGGAGCUGACCCAAUAGUCACUGUUUUGGGCCCGAUGAGCGUCAGCUUGGAAGGCCUAGAGAUGUUUAUGAGAGUCGUGGCGGCUGCAGAGCCGUGGCGCAUUGAACCAGCAUUAAUACCGCUACCUUGGAGGGCGGUCGAUAUUGUUCUGAGCAGAGAAAAGCCCCUACGUCUAGGUAUUAUAUGGCACGAUGAGGUCGUUAAGCCACACCCGCCGAUAAUGAGGGCGCUGAAAGAGUUUGUAAACAAAGUGAGCAACGUGCCACAUGUGGAAGUCGUUGACUUUCCGCCAUAUAAGCAUGAUGAGGCGUGGGCCAUUGCGUCGAGCCUUUAUUUCACUGAUGGAGGUGAAGCUGAUUUAGCUGUCAUGGCUGAAUCUGGUGAGCCGUUGCUACCGUUGACCGAGUGGAUCAUCAAAGACAAUCCAGGUGUAAAAUUAUUGGAUCGAGGUGAGCUAGAGUACUGGCUGGAAGAACGAGAAGAAUUCCGGAUGGAAUACUCGCAGCACUGGAACGAAACUGGAGUCUUCAAUAGAGCUUCGGGAAAUUGGGAGGGUACUGUGGAUGCCAUCAUCUGUCCCGUGGCGCCUGGAGUAGCCACGCAGCAUAACACAGCCAAAUACUGGACAUACACUGCGGUGUGGAACUUGCUCGACUAUCCAGCGCUGGCUUUUCCCGUCGGUAAAGUUGACAAAGCAGUAGAUGUUAAGGAGAAUAGAAAGCGCUUCAUGAGCGACUUGGACAAGGAAAAUUGGAAAUUAUGCGGCAGAACAGAUUUUCCUACUCCAAGGUAUGUACUGCUUAAUACAAUUUCAACUGACUUCCAAAGCUGUUAG